Cydia fagiglandana is the source of this 4624-nucleotide messenger RNA. RefSeq lists its product as uncharacterized. Bases 117 to 4406 code for a protein of 1429 amino acids. The record is from RefSeq and is a predicted model, not a curated record. The transcript is spliced from 7 exons. Gene Ontology annotation, molecular function: RNA binding; tRNA (guanine) methyltransferase activity. Gene Ontology annotation, biological process: tRNA methylation. Lineage: Eukaryota; Metazoa; Arthropoda; Insecta; Lepidoptera; Tortricidae.
UAUUCAGGAGUAAACACUCGAUAAACAUAUCAAAAUGUUAUUUCUACACCGAUAAAAUUUUUACGGACAUGAGAGUUCUAUAAGAGUAAUAUAUUAAGGCAAGAAAUAUCGUCAAAAUGAAUACCGGCGACGAAGUGUUGUCCUUUAUGGAUUUGCUGGAUUUAGACGAAGAAUUAGUCGACGAGCGUCUUAAAACAAUCAUGGUAAGAGACGAUCACUCCAAAAAACAUCUGACUUGGGCAAUUCAACUUUUACAAUACAAGCAACUUAUAAAUAACAAGGAGGAGACAGAUUGCGAGAACGACUUGGAAAGUGACUUUGUUGCAAAGUUAAUAAAAUAUGUUAAAGACGAGACUAUUGAAAGUGUGUGCAAAAUAACGAAUAUUGUACUAAAUUUGAAUCCAACUUCCAUAACAAGCAAAUCAGAGCAUUUAUUGCAGCAAAUACUGUCUAACUUGGACUUGAGCCCUUCAAACUUCAAUUUCAGCACAGAAGAUAACUUUGAAAACUGUACAUUACUUAGGCUUGAUUUAUAUUUAAAGCUCUGUGAUAGUAUACUUGAUGCAGUUAUUGAAAAUAAUGAAAAACUCUAUUUACCUUUCCUGGAAACACCUUUAGAAAAUAUUCUGCUGAGUAAUAAUGAAAAACUUAAAACCUAUUUCUUGACAAAUACUGUGCCAAGAUUCUUUGAGGCUGUUACUGGGUAUGCUAUACUAGACAGAAUAUGGAAUUAUUUGCAACAGUUGAAGAAUGAGUCAAAGCAAACCUCUCUAAAAGUUUUAAGUUGUUUAUCAAACUUCUACUUGCCAACAGUUGACAACAAAGGAAAACUAAAAUAUGAAUCAGAAAUAGUUCAUCAUUCAGAAUUCUGGAAUGUGAUAUUGUAUGGAUUGAGGUCAAAUGAUGCAAUUUUACACAAACUCUCAGUUUAUUUGAUGAAACGGUCCAUAGAUUGUAUCUGUAAUAUGAAGACAAAUGUUGAGGUCAAAUCAGGAGAAACAGUUUUAUUUUCAUGGAAAAUGAAAGAUCAGAACAGCAUGAAACAAAUGUGGAACAACUAUUUUAUAUUAAUAGAUAGCUUAGAGGAAAAGCAGAGUAAUAUAGUCCUGCCCUCUCUACAAUUAUUUGCAAAACUUAAUGACAUUGGCAAUCAUUGGUUGAACUGCGUGUUUAAUAUGGGUCUAAAACAUGAUAAUGCUCAAGUUAGGCUCAAAUGUAUUGAGUAUAGACUGGAUGUAAAGAUCAACAAUACUAAAGAAGCAUAUACUCUUUUAGAGGCCCUAAAUGAUUUGAACUUGUAUGACCAUCCAGAAGAAUAUGAAAAACUGAAUUUUAAGCUAGCAGAGAAAACAAAAGACUUAAAUACAUUUUGUUAUGUUUUUGAAGCAAUGCCUUUACUGAAAUGGUCACCUGUACCAUUCUUUUAUCUAAGUCGCAUAUUAGCUGAGCUACAUAUUGAAGAUGUUACUAAGGCAAUGCCCCCUGAUAGAGUAACCGAGAUUAUUAAUGAGCUACUUAAAAUACCUUGUAAUAAUUUGGCUGCUAGAAAAGCUAUACAAACAAAUAUAUCCCAUUUUGUUGGAAAAUCAUGCACAGGAUUUAAGUGGCAAGAUUACGCAAACAUAUACUCUGCAUUUAAAUUUGAUUUAAUGUCAAAUGAGGCCAAGAAGAAGAACCCUCUAUUAUUAGGUAUAAAAAAUAAACUUUCAAUACAUGACAAUAAAAUCUCGUUUUUCAAACUAGUGGGUGAUUCACAUUUGAAUGUUGAAUUGGGAUUAUUGUACCUUGAUAACCAUUACGAAGAUUUACCAUUAUUUCUUGAAAUAAUUAAUGAAAAAAUCUCAAGAAUAAAUGAUAUUGCUAACAGACAGUAUUCAAAUAAAAUUGAAUGCUUCAAUGAAGCAAUUUAUAUUUCACAUCUCUACAGAAAAACUGUUGGCAAAGAAAAUAAAACCAGAGAAACUAUCAAUUCAAUGAUAGCUAAGGAUAUAAAGGUAAUAUUACAGUAUGUUAUGACUUUAAUUGUAAAUGAGGUCAUAUUAACAAUAGAUGAAACAAAACUGUUUUUUAAAGAAUUGAAUUCAUUAUUACAAAAUGAGGAUAAAGAUGAUUUAAAAGAUAUUUUACUACAGCUGUACAAAACCUCAGUUUUAGUAUUAAAAAACAAAGGAUCUGACUUGAAUAGUAAGGUAUUGUGUACAUUUAUUGUAGCAAAUAUGGCUAACAAUUUGCUACUGAAAAGUAAUUACAAACAUGAAAUGUUCGAUCUUAAGGGAAUCUUAGAAAUAGUAACAAAAUUUGAAUUUGGUGAUAAUAAAAGUAAGGAAAGUAAUGGCAGAUUAAAAAACACGAUUUACGAAAAAUCCUGUGAAACCAUACAUUAUUUGAUUGAAGAUGAAAAUGACGCUAAAAGAAAUUUGAAAGAAAUAGAUCAGUUUGUAGAAAAUGUUAUUGAGUGUGGUGGAUAUGGUUGUCUCAAGUGGACAUUGAGGAUUGUAAAUAAAUUGUUACCACUUUUAGCAGAAGAAACAGACAAUUUUAACGUAACGCAAUUCAUUCAUAAUGCGUGGAGGGAAAUAGAAGAACUCAAAUCUAAUAACCAGUAUGCACCAUGCAUGAAAGAGUUUAUUGACUUGAUAACUCAAGAUGUUCUUUUAAAGAAUGCAACUUACAAUAACACCAUUCUUUUCUAUUGUAAUAAAGUCGUCGAAUAUGGCCCAAUGAAAAAUACACCACUUUACUUUUUAGUAAGGACAUUAAACUCUAAAGAUAUUAAUUCUGACUAUGGUCAGAUAGUUUAUGUAUUAUGUGAGAUGUUGCUGUUUUCACCAGUACCGCGGAAAGACCAAAGGAUUGCUGAAAACGUCGCCGUGGACAUUCUCCAUAAUCCGGAAUAUGCAGUGAAUCAAGAUGAGACGGGUAUACAUUUCAACUUCCAAAUACAAUUUAACCUGAUUAUAAUUCUUUGCAAGAUCUCAGAUCCUCAAAUUAUCAGAGUAGUUUCGGACUUGAUCAUGGAGAAAAUUAACAAGGUGCUGGUAAAUAAAUGCAUGUACCACGGCCAUUCCCAGCCACAUAGGACUCUGAUGAACGCCGUGCAGCAUUUAUUGUUGAUAUUGGUGUCGAAACCGAAAGGCGUCGAUUUCACUAAAAUAGCUGAUUGGUGCAUGAACUUGCUGGGACGGAUGCCUCAUCAACCAAGCGUUAGGAUUUGUUUGGAGUGGUAUACCGCCUUGCAUUUAUACAUGAAGCAACCUAAAAUGGACCAAGAGGUACUCAGUAUCCUUCAAUCCAAGAAAAUUCCGCUCACAUCCCAACUAAUGAUUCUGUACUGGAUUUUAAAACACAAAAUAUCAAACAGCACGUGUAAGUCAGGAGAGUUCGAGUUUGUCAUGGCGACCCUGUUGUCUCACACUAUGGGUCAAGUGUUCAGUAUACGCCUCCUGUCUCAAUAUCUUGCUUCGAAACUUUACCAACUCUGCAGCAAUAAACCCCAAGAAUACGGGUACGUAUUCAAUAUCAUCGAAAAUACGUUCACCGAAAGUCGGAAAGACAAAAACUUUCUAAAGCUUCAAAAUGAUUAUUUUGCCAAUGAGUUUGAUAUAGUCAGAAAUUUGACGCCUUGUUUUAUAUAUUAUUUUGUGCCGAGAUACUGCGAAGUCAGUAAUAACGAAAAUGUCGAUUUGGACUACGUAAGAACUGUUUUAGAUAAUGUAAAAAAUCUUUUAUUGGAAGAAAAGUAUGAUGAUGACUUUAGAAAGGAAUGGAAAGCAAGUAGCAUAUCUGACGAUGAGGUACUCAAUCUGAAAUUGUCGAAGAAUGCGGAGGUCAACGAAGUUGCCGUGAAUGCAGAAGUAGGAACAAUCCAGAAGAAAUAUGUGCCUUGGAAAAACAUGAGUGAUAUAGAUGUUUAUGAAAUCAAUAAAAAGAGAGAAAGCCCUAGUGACUUGAUUGUGGUGGCAUCUCUUAUCGACAAAUUACCGAAUUUGGGAGGCAUGGCUCGCACCAGUGAAGUAUUCGGCGUAAAAACCUACGUCGUGGAUAGUUUGCGACAUUUACAGGAUAAGCAGUUUCAGGGACUGAGUGUGUCGGCGGAGCGAUGGGUCGACAUCGAAGAAGUGCGGCCUGGUGCCCCCCUCAAGGAGUACCUUAUUCGGAAGAAGUCCAAGGGAUACUCCGUAGUAGCAGCUGAACAGACCUCCUCCAGUUGUCAGUUACAAUCGUUCAAGUUUCCCAGAAAAACAUUACUCCUCUUAGGACACGAAAAAGAGGGCAUCCCAUGUGAUCUACUACCGAUGAUGGAUUUCUGCGUGGAAAUACCGCAACAGGGCUUCGUGAGGUCUCUCAACGUGCACGUCACUGCCGCCAUAUUUGUGUGGGAGUAUGCGAGGCAAAAUUUCCUGUGAUGCCAAUUAUUUAAUAUAAAAGUACUGAAACACUGUGGUGAAGUUUUCCAUACAUAUAAAAUUUUUUGCGGUAUGCAAAAAAUGGAUUUAACGGCCGGCCUUUUAAUAUGAAAGGUUACCUGAGGUAGCGUCCAUAGAGCUAUUAGAACUCGAGGUUGAUUCCCGCUACCUAAUAAAUAUGACAACUGUUAAGGAGAUAACAGGUUAAAAUAACUGCA